AUAAAUCUCUCUCUCUCUCUCUCUCUCUCUCUCACACACACACACACACACACACACACACACACACACACACACACACAGCUGCCAACAUGUGCCUUUCAGCAGCUUUCCUCCUGCUGACUCUGUGCGGUUCUGCUGUUGGUCAGUAUCUGUCCAGUUUCAACAUGGCAGGAGUCACCGGGUCGGUCUGGUUUGACUCCAUACAACAGACGGCCACCGUGAACCUCAGUGGUACUGGUGUACAAACAUGCGGCUCCUUCAAUCUGACGCUCACAGAGUUUCCUGUAAUGUAUGGCCAUGUGGCCCAGCCGUGUGAGAAAGCCCACAUAGGAGAGCGUGUGAUCACGUUGUCUGUUAACACUUCUGUUUCUGUACUGAACGUCUCCCAUAUGCUCCAGCAAACGCCCAAUCUGGAAGCUCGCUCUUUAUUGGUAAAGACAUGUAAUGGCAUGAAGGCUUGCGCAGGUGUCAUAGCAGAGUCGAAGGUCACAACUUGGCAGGCUCGGUUCUUUAGUGUCGUGGCUGGGAAUAUCUACUUCCGGCAGAUAAUAGGGCAACCAAAUGCCACACUUCUCUCCGACCUGGUCAGUCUGAACCAGAAUAACCACUCUUUUGCUAAUGUGACUGUUUUUCUAUCUCAGAGUUCUGCUGCUAGCUGUGAAGUUUUGCUGGGCAGCCUGAACCCAAACAGUUUGAUAAAGUUGGGCCAGCUGAUGGUAGGCACUCCUCUUGUACCUGUCAAAUCACGUUUAGAGAUCCCAUCUUUUGAUGCUGGAUUUCACUUUGCUCUCAUCAGUCUCAGCUCAGAAUAUACAUGCGCUGAGAUCCGAACCUUAGAACCAAAGGAAGUCAGUGCUCUGAUAGACAUGAGAGGCGUCAAAGGCUACAUCACCUUUUACCAGCUGUCUCCUUUUGACCUUACAACUCUCUCUGUGAACCUCACCAACCUGAACAGAAGGGUUGGGUCAUACCAUGUUCAUCUGUUUCCCACCCCGCAGAUGAGGUCACCCCCUGAGAGUACCUGCAGCAAUGACAAUGUUGGGGGCCACUGGAAUCCCUUUGAUGUGGACACUCAGCCGUCUGUGUAUCCCCCACCUCCUGGCUCAACCCAUGACCAGUACGAAAUUGGAGACCUCAGUUCCAGACAUGGAUCUUUAAGUAAUGCAGAUAACAUCCAGGUGAGUUUCACCGACUGGAAUCUGCCACUCUUUGGACAGAACAGUAUUGUUGGUCGUUCAGUGGUUCUGCACCAGCCUGAAGGUACAAGGUUUAUCUGCUCAAGCAUUGGUUAUCCUGGGGAAGUGAUCACAGCUAGGGCCAUCUUCCAGAGCCCAGUGGUAGGGACGAUCCUGUUCACCCAGUUGAAAGGAAACCCUUACUCAGACGUCUCAGUGUUCCUGGACUUGUCUUACGGACGACCAAAGACUCCUGCGACUCAGAAACACCACUGGCACAUUCAUAAAUACCCCAUCAGCACAGAGACAGACAGUGAUGAGGGUUGCUGUGAGUCCACUGGAGGACACUGGAACCCCUACAACAUCAACACCAGUAUAAGCAGCUAUAAAGUGAACUGCAGACCAGAAUGUCCUUUUGCUUGUGAGAUUGGAGACCUGUCCAGAAAACACAAGAUGCUGAAUUUGUCACCAAAUGUAGGGAAUCUACAAAGCAAGAACUUCUUCACGGAUACUACAGCCUGGGUAUUUGGACUGAGCAGCAUGAUUGGUCGGUCUGUCGUGAUCCAUGGCCCUGAUGAGGCUAGCCAUCGCAUUGCCUGCGCGAACCUCACACUCUUGCGCUUCCCUUCGGCUCUGACCGGAUCCUGGAAAGGGUCAGGGUCAUCCAGGGGAAAUGUCCACUUCUUCCAGCUCUCUCCUCAAGGUCCAACCACCCUCAAUGUCUCUCUGACUUAUCUGGAGGCAAAAGCUGGUGGAUACCAUGUCCAUCUGCUCCCAGUAAAAAGUGGACCAGAGGCUUGCUCUAACGAGAAUGUCAUGGGCCACUUUAACCCAUAUGGCAUGAAUAUCACGACAUCUCCAGCACCAGGGAAUGGCACAGUGGAUCAGUAUGAGAUUGGCGAUAUCAGUGGGAAGUUUGGGAGUCUAAGUGAUCAGAACCAAUUUGAGAACCAUUACAAGGAUAGUAACAUGCCAUUGAGUGGACCCAACAGUAUCAUAGGACGGUCACUGGUUAUCCAUUACAAGAACGGCUCAAGGAUGCAGUGUGCUGACAUCACAGCCGUGAACUCCUUCGACGGGCACCAGGUCAUCGCUAAGGCCAUAUUCAACAGCAGUGUAAACGGCACAGUAAUCCUGUCCCAACAGUGUUUUCCUGAUGGCAGCUUCAGUGACGUGACCUUGGUGGUGGACCUCAGAGCAUCAAACACUAUUAAGGUCACAAACGCUUCCUGGUACAUAACCGACAGUUCUAUCAAUGAACUAGGAGCUGGGUGUCCAGGAAAUGGAGGAACUUAUAACCCUUUCAACAUGACAUCUCAGAGCUCGAACUGUUCCCCACUCACCUUUCUGGCUUGCGAGGUUGGAGAUCUGACCAGCAAACAUGGCUCCGUCAGUCUAAUGCAAAGGCAGCUCUUCACAGAUGCACAUCUUCAGCUGGCUGGAGAUUACACAGUCAUUUACAGAUCACUUGUCCUGAGGGCAGGAAAUGAGACCAUCGAUUACGCAGACAUCAUGCCUGUGUCACCGUCUGCGCAGCAAAUCUUCCCGAGAGUGGCCUCUUUCAGUAGAUAUGACUUCCGUGAAAGGGUAGCAAACGUUCUGGACGUCCAAGUGUCUCGGGUGACCAUCUUACCAGGUGCCCUCUCAACCAUGGCUGGAGGAAAGUGCCAGCAAGUCACGUUUCUUGUGUCAGGUAACAUGAGUGAGAAGAAGCUAUCUGCUGUGAAGGACAGCGAGAUGAUGGGCAUGUACAGGCACGCUGAAUGGUGUAUGAAAAGUGGCGUUCCAGGUCUUCUUUCGUCACACGAUGGAACCGUCUACAUCUUCUCCCUGGCCACUGUUUACCUUCUCCUCUGGAUGUCACUGAGACCAGCAGAGUUGAAUUUACUCCCAGAGUUCAACUACAGCUGUACAAAGGCUGCUUCACUCUAUAAGACUCUGUGUGAAUGAACAGUCUUGAGACUGUCAAAGAGCUCAAACCACUCUGAGUCAACUUCUAUAAAAUAAAAAUGUUGGUUUGUUCCCCUUUGUUUUACUAUUACUAUCUGAACAGGACUUAGAACUUGGAAUCCAAUACAUUUUCUUAUAUUGUUCACUGAUUUGGUACAUAUCUUCAUUGUAUAUUCUGUCUAUACACUGUAUUUCAUUGCGGACAUGAAAAAUAUUACAAAUUCCUGCCCUCCACUGCCCCCUAGUGCACGUUUUCCCAACCCUGCUCCUGGAGGGCAUGACAUGACUUCACGUUUUAGUGUUUUUCCUUCUCUCUAAGCAUCUGCUUCGACUAAUCAGCUAAUUAAGAGCCCUUCCUGAGUUGAAGUGGGUGUGUUAGAGCUAGAAAACACUAAAACGCACAGGACAGGUGGUACUCCAGGACCAGGGUUGGGAACUUGUACCCUCAUGGAUGUAGCUUUUAAUCCUCUAGCCAGGCGAACAAUGCUUAGAGUAGCCGUACCUGUACCUUAACCGAUCACGAUGCUGUUUUUCAAAACUGUCUUCAUGUCUGAGCAAAUGAAUGAGCGUACACGUGAUCCUGAACCCUGCUGCUGCGCAGUAUUUCUGUUCCGGUGUUUCAGGCUCGGACUCUCAGACAGAGUCAUGCCAAUUAAGUUUGUUCGUUAAUAUUCGGCCACACCUAGUAAGACCAUUUCCAGAUCAAUUCAACUCAACAGUUACUUAAGACUUGCGUAAAGGUCUGUUAUCUUGAACUUGUUUUCACUCAUGAAUCGUUUUAAGUUAAAGCAGAUAAAUAGGAAAUAAGACAGAUUAUGCUAGUAUGUGGUAAGAAAAUGUGUGCUCGGAGGGGCGUGAUGCAGCAGGACGUGCAAGCAGAGUGCCGCUACCCUCUUAUUUUCAUAAGAACAUGGUCCAGAUUCUGCACGAGUCGUUACCAUAGAAACAAUAAUGUAUCAGAAUGAGUGCGUUAAUAUUAACUUAUCAUGUUACAGGAGGAACUACUGUGGGCGGCACGGUGGUGUAGUGGUUAGCACUGUCGCCUCACAGCAAGAAGGUUCUGGGUUCGAACCCAGCGGCCAGCAAGAGCCUUUCUGUGUGGAGUUUGCAUGUUCUUGCCGUGUCCGCGUGGGUUUCCUCCAGGUGCUCCGGUUUCCCCCACAAUCCAAAGACAUGCAGGUUAGGUUAAUAUGGGACGGCCUUGGGCUGAGGUGGCCUUGAGCGAGGCACUGAACUCCCGACUGCUCCCCGGGCACUGUUAGCAUGGCUGCCCACUGCUCUGGAUAUGUGUGUGUGUUCACUGCUUCAGAUGGGUUAAAUGCAGAGAGGAAAUUUCACAAGUGUGUGAUGAAUAAAGUUGUGCUUUCUUUUUUUUUGCUUUCAUAUCUUCUGACCAAUCAAAUUAGAGAAUUCAGCGACGCUGUGGUAUAAGGCCGUAUGUUUACUCUAAAGCUGCAAUCAAAAGUUUACAUGCACGGAUAUGAACCUCAUGACAAUUUUGAGCUUUCAAUGGAUUUCUCUGAACUGUUCUUUUUCUGUUACUGAAUAUUUGUACAACAUACAUCUUUAAUUGAAAAAACAAGAAGCUGGUGCGCAAGUUUGAAGUUAUUUUGGGUUUUCUGCAGUCAACACAUUGUCAAAGUUAUACAUACAGGGUCAAAAAUGUACACUACCGUUCAAAAGUUUGGGGUCACUUUGAAAUGUCCUUAUUUUUGAAAGAAAAGCACUGUUCUUUUCAACGAAGAUCACUUUAAACUAAUCAGAAAUCCACUCUAUACAUUGCUAAUGUGGUAAAUGACUAUUCUAGCUGCAAAUGUCUGGUUUUUGGUGCAAUAUCUCCAUAGGUGUAUAGAGGCCCAUUUCCAGCAACUCUCACUCCAGUGUUCUAAUGGUACAAUGUGUUUGCUCAUUGCCUCAGAAGGCUAAUGGAUGAUUAGAAAACCCUUGUACAAUCAUGUUAGCACAGCUGAAAACAGUUGAGCUCUUUAGAGAAGCUAUAAAACUGACCUUCCUUUGAGCAGAUUGAGUUUCUGGAGCAUCACAUUUGUGGGGUCGAUUAAAUGCUCAAAAUGGCCAGAAAAAUGUCUCGACUAUAUUUUCUAUUCAUUUUACAACUUAUGGUGGUAAAUAAAAGUGUGACUUUUCAUGGAAAACACAAAAUUGUCUGGGCGACCCCAAACUUUUGAACGGUCAUGUACAUACACUAAUAGAAAUAUGUUUGGCACGCUUGAAACUGGAACAGACUGUUCUGAUUGCUACUUGUUUUGGUUCCUUGAGAUUUAUCUACUUGAGCUUUAUCUUCGCUCGCACAUUCUGCUCUCUGCUGAAUGAAGGUUACCAGUAAUGUCUCUUCUUUCAUAAGAUUACGAUCCUAACGGGUGACGUAAUGGUACGGUAUAUAAUGUCUCUCUUCUUUCAUACAGUAGUGUAGUCUAAACCAGUGAUAUAAUGCUUCAUCACCCAUUUACAUUACUCUGUCACGCAUAGGUAACUUAGCUUAGUCAAUCACAUUGUCAUCUUCCAAUCACAUAGCUAUAGUACACUCUUGAAUGUGAAUAUAUGCUCAUGUUUGUUCUACAAUAAAAUGAGAAACAUCUCUGA
Neoarius graeffei (lesser salmon catfish) is the source of this 5726-nucleotide messenger RNA. It is a transcript of the gene cusr, whose product is annotated as Copper-only SOD repeat protein. Gene Ontology annotation, biological process: superoxide metabolic process. The record is from RefSeq and is a predicted model, not a curated record. The transcript has 10 exons. Gene Ontology annotation, molecular function: metal ion binding. Bases 90 to 3125 code for a protein of 1011 amino acids. Lineage: Eukaryota; Metazoa; Chordata; Actinopteri; Siluriformes; Ariidae.